Molecule: messenger RNA, 2095 nt
Organism: Pogonomyrmex barbatus (red harvester ant)
Lineage: Eukaryota; Metazoa; Arthropoda; Insecta; Hymenoptera; Formicidae
Gene: alka
Product: glycine receptor subunit alpha alkaliphile
Biological process (GO): monoatomic ion transmembrane transport
Cellular component (GO): membrane
Molecular function (GO): transmembrane signaling receptor activity; extracellular ligand-gated monoatomic ion channel activity
Source: RefSeq, a predicted model, not a curated record
GUAUGAACUGAAAAAAAAAGUUGCCAACGACUUCUAUUAAUAAUUCAAUGUCAUUCAAUUAAACACGUUUAAUGAUUCCUUCAAUUCAAAUAUUUCUGUAUUUAAUAUACAUAAGUAAUAUCAACAAAACGAACACUUUUUUUAAAUUAACAAAUAUUUGCUUGAUAGAGUGAUCACGCCGUGUUUAAUCAAAUAUUUCUUUAAAUCACUAGAUUUAUUUUUCAAUAGUAGAAAUAACAUGUGUCUGCAUGUCUGAAUAUGCGAUUGUAAACUAAGAAAAAAAAAAAAAGAAGAAAAAGAACGUAAAGGAAUUAUCGAUACAUAUGCCAUUAGCAAACCGGUGUUAAAAAUCGGAAUGAUGCGUCGAGUAAAUAUUGUUCACAUUGUAGCUUCAACGAGAUGCACAGGUAGCUGCGUCUACGCGGAACGGUAAAUUUUGUUACGCAAUUCACGACGAGCAAUUUGCAAGACGAGUGCAAAAGUGGAUGACGAUACUCGCACGCAAUUGGACUAGAUUGCGACGAUUAAUAAUAACGAUUAAUAAUUGGCUAAUUGCCGUGCCGCGCCCAGGUCGGCGCGGGGGAUGCCGCAGGGAAUCGUCGCCGUCAGUCGACGUCCACGUCCACGGCUGCGAUGAGGCGCACACUUUCAGUAGUUUUCCUUUACCUGUGUUGGAAUUCUCUCCCGGAAGUAUGCUCCUCGAGUUUGUUCAGCGAGGAUGUCAACAAUUGCACUAUGACGACGAGGCUAAUUCUGCCAGAGCAUUAUGUCAAAGAGAUUAGACCGCCGCCGGGUGCACCUGUGAUAGUGAAUUUCAACAUCUUGGUGGUCGAUAUUAAUUCUAUCAACGUUGAAGACAUGGAUUUUCGCGUGGACAUGUUCGUCAGUCAAAGUUGGAUAGAAUCUCGAUUGAAUACGCCUCAAGAUAUUUUCGAGGAAGACGACGACUAUGUCAUACUCCCACCGGAGUUUUUCGAUAAUCUUUGGCAACCAGAUCCGUAUUUUUUAAAUUCGAAAGUUUCCGAGAUUGCGACUUUAAGCCACAAAUUCUCAUUGGUCACGUUAUAUCGGAAUAAAACUAUUAAAUAUUCUGCUCGAAUUAACGCUAUUGUCGCCUGUCAAAUGGAAUUUCAAUUGUAUCCAAUGGACAUUCAGAUCUGUCCAAUUUAUAUAGAGAGCUUUUCUUACAACAGGAAGAAGUUGCGCUUAAAAUGGGGAGCAGGCGGUGUUACGGUAAAUCCCGAAUUGAAGCUUUUGCAAUAUGAUAUCGGAAAGCCAGCGGUAUUCGAAGAAUCCAUAGAUUACAUGCUUGAAAAAAAUGGAAAUUUCUCACGGCUGGUAGUUUUCUUUCGCUUCGAGAGACAGAUCGGUCACCACUUGAUACAAACGUUCGCCCCGUCGACGCUGGUGGUGAUGCUCUCGUGGUUCAGCUUCUGGCUAGAUUUGGACGCGAUUCCUGGUCGAGUGGCUCUUCUGGUGACGAGUAUGCUUACGCUGGUGACAAUGUUCACCGGUCUUAAGAGCGAUAUCCCGCCAGUGGCAUAUAUCAAGGCACUGGAUAUCUGGAUGGCUGGUUGUAUGAUGUUCGUGUUCGCAGCUUUGGGCGAAUUCGUCGUAGUCAAGGUGCUCGACCUGCGACACGUCAAAAAUGAUUCGCAAAGUUCUACGGAACCUCGCUCAUUCUCGCGAUUAAUGGCAAUGGUAAAGAGACAAAGCAUUUGGGACGAUAAGUUUAUUCAUGCGACCAAACCAAAGAAUAAACAUACCAGUAAUAAUCUAUUAUCAACUUUGUGGGUAGAUCCUGAAUGUCAGAUAAUGCAAACGCACAAAACACGUUCUCAGAAGAUAGAUUGCUACAGCAGAAUUGUUUUUCCUAUAAUCUUCUUACUCUUCGUCGUUCUAUAUUGGCCGAUAAUAUUGCUUAAAAGCGCCAUAACAAAAGCGUCGUAACAAAACGAAUUCUGGCUAAUCAUUCUUUUCAUAGAAUUAGAAUUUGUAAAUAAGUUAAAAUCAUUAUUUGCGUAUGUCAACUGAAAAUUAAGUUAAAAAUGAAAUAUAUUUUUUUCCAAUUUGUCUAUUUUUUUAUACCUUUAUU